This is a messenger RNA of Schistosoma margrebowiei, 1317 nucleotides long. Lineage: Eukaryota; Metazoa; Platyhelminthes; Trematoda; Strigeidida; Schistosomatidae. The record is from the annotation of a GenBank genome assembly.
AUGCAAGUUGCUAGUCAUCUUCGGUCUAUUUGCACACUAUCGUUUACCAAGGUUGCAAACUCCCUGAUAUGCCCACUACAGAAUAUUCGUUUUUACGCUGUUCCUGGAGUCAAAACCGCUUAUAUUCGUGAUAAGCCUCAUAUGAACAUUGGCACAAUAGGACACGUUGAUCAUGGAAAGACUACCCUCACUGCAGCUAUCACAAAAAUACUUUCUGGAAAAAACAACUCUGUCUAUCGGAGCUAUGAAGAGAUUGAUGCUGCUCCAGAAGAACGAAAACGUGGCAUAACCAUUAAUGCAGCAGUGGUUGAUUACUCAACAUCUAACCGGCAUUACGCACACACAGAUUGUCCUGGUCAUGCCGACUAUAUAAAAAAUAUGAUAACUGGUGCUAAUCAGAUGGAAUGCGCUAUUCUCGUUGUAGCAGCAACUGAUGGCACUAUGCCACAGACUAGAGAGCAUUUAUUAUUGGCUAAGCAGAUAGGAAUAGAAAGAUUAGUCGUUUUUAUCAAUAAAGCUGAUGUGGCAGACCCCGAGAUGCUAGAACUGGUUGAACUUGAAGUCAGAGAUACAUUAAAACAUUAUGGAUUUGAUGGAGAUAAUACGCCAAUUGUCAGUGGUUCCGCCCUUUGUGCACUGGAAAAUCGCGACCCUAAAAUGGGUAUUGAAAAAAUUGAAGAAUUGCUUGAUGCGAUUGACUCAGUUCCUUUGCCGAAACGCGAAAAAGAUAAACCUUUCCUACUUCCUAUCGAACAUGUGUUUACCAUUACUGGUCGAGGUACUGUUGUUACAGGUCGGAUAGAACGUGGGAUUCUUAAGCUUCAGUCACCAAUUGAAAUAAUUGGAUAUAGUCAGACUCUAAAAUCCACUGUCACAGGAAUUGAAAUGUUUCACCAACUUUUAGAUCAAGCAGAACCAGGUGAUCAAGUUGGCAUCUUAAUGAGAGGAGUGAAACGAGAUGAAGUAAGACGUGGUCAGUUUGUUGUAGAACCAAAGUCUAUGUCAAUACAUGACUAUGUUCAGUGUCAGGUGUAUAUGCUUUCAAAGAAAGAAGGUGGUCGUGCUAAACCAUUUACGGGCAAUCACCAAUUCCAUGUUUUCAGUAAGUCAUGGGAUUGUCCUGCUGUUCUAGUACUCCCUGAAGGAAGGGAGAUGGUUAUGCCAGGGGAAGAUGCAGCUGUGAACUUACACUUUCAUAAGAAAAUGGCUCUUGAGGUCGGACAGCGUUUUACUAUUCGUGCUAGUUCCGCUACUAUUGGUUAUGGUGUUGUUGGUAAAAUCCUCCCUGGUCCAGGUCCAUUCGCCUGGUCUAAAUAA